This is a messenger RNA of Drosophila biarmipes, 3959 nucleotides long. RefSeq names its product protein deadlock. The record is from RefSeq and is a predicted model, not a curated record. Lineage: Eukaryota; Metazoa; Arthropoda; Insecta; Diptera; Drosophilidae. The coding region runs from base 56 to 3808 and encodes 1250 amino acids. The transcript has 3 exons.
AAAUCAAAUUCUUGAAGUUUCUUGUGCGUGGCUGGCGUGGAAAGCAGGUUUCAAGAUGAAAAUGCGCCAUAAAAUGGCCUGUUGGCAGCAGAUUUUAACCAUUUUGGGAUCUUCCUCCUAUCCGGACUCAGAAUGGGCCACCAUCUUCGCUGCUUUUCUGGACACCUGGGACAAUCCCUACUACAUCCAGACGAGCACGGAUCCAAACAUACCGAUAAAGACCGAAUAUCUGGUGCGACCUAGCAAAGCUUUUCUGGAGUCCCUUGCCAAAGGGAGCGCUACUGGACGGAAGACUUCAGAGUUCCUUGAACCAUCUAGUUCCAGCGUCCCUUCUUCUCGGUCUAAAGCCACCAAUCCCGGCAAGCGUCGCGAUACCAUAUCGCACUCAGUUCCUCCCAAAACCCCUAGUUCAGGCAAGCGGCGUGAUACCAUUGCGCAUUCGGUUUCCGGUGCUUCUGCCGAAGAGCAAAGGUCUUUAAGUGUCUCCACUGCUAAGUCUCAGCUAAAAAACCCUCGUCAUUCCGAAUACGCCAAAAUCGGGACUCCGCGCAAAAGUCGAGAAUCGAUUACAAAAGUUUAUUCCAAAAAGAUCCAAAAGGCAUCUGCUUCGACGGAUGAUAAAGUCGCAAAUGCCGUUAAUCGCCGAAAAUCACGUGCUAGUGUUUCCACAGCUAACUCCACCAAGCGCGAAGAGUCUUGCUCCUCGUCAGACGAUUCCAAUUUGAGUUCCACAAAGAACCGAGAUACCUGUGCCUCGCAGGAUGUUUCUACUUCGAAGCCACAUAAGUGUCAAGAAUCACGCGCUAGUCCAUCUACAACUAAUACCAUCCAGCGCAGUGAGUCAUGUUCCUCGUCCGAUGAUCCUAUUUUUGAUGUCCUUAAGCGCCAAAAUACAUUUGCCUUGCCAAAGGCUUCGGACUUGAAUCCCACCAAGACCCGGGACUCAUGCGAUCUUAUAGAUGAUGUCAUUAUGAAUCCCAUUAGGCCGAGAGCUUCAAGUGUUUCCAAGACAACUAAUCGCAGAAAAUCAUGUGUUCCUGUUGAAGAUCACAAAGCUUCCUCAGCCCAUUCCAUUAAACGUCGAAACACUUGUGUUUCUACAAAUGCUCCGCAAGUCACAAACCGCAAUCUGACAAAGAGACGUGAUACAGUAGCUAAUCCUAUCAAGAUCACACAGCAGCCCGAGAUUUCCUUCCCCCACGGAUGUGAGCAAUCAAGCGACGAAGGCGAUGACCAACUGCCCCUUUCCAAAUGGUUGAUAAACAUGAAAGUCAAACAACAACAAAAACCAGCACACGUGGCCGUCGCUAUUCAAAAGCAGUCGCCGACUCAAUAUUGCAAUGCUUUACCACUGCAAGAGAAGCGCAAAAGAGGACGCCCCUCAUUGCAGGAGAAGGCUCUGCAGCAGGCCAGGUUAGAGGCGGAGCUCUGGAGCACUAUGGAGCAGCCUACGAAGCCAGCAAGCAACUCUUUAUUGAUCGGACAGAAAAAGCAUUUGGCAGAGCGGCCAGAGAUAACAAAAAAGACCCAGAAGCAGCCUCAUGAAAACGAUCAGCAGCUGGUCAACAUGGAGACGGAGAUCGGGGAAGCACAGCAGCACAUGCAGAUACCAAAGAAACACCAGACUAAACCAUUGCUGAAAGGUUCACAAAAGCAGUUGAAGGAAUCACAGAAAAGGCUUAAAGCGCUUCCGCUGAAAAAAACAAACCCACAUAAAUGGCUGAAAACUCCGCAGACUCUGGUCAAGCCAAGCACUCAUUGCGAGACAAUUCAACAACCACAGAACUUGUCAAAGUCAUCGGGAAAAAAGAAGCCACUAAACUCACGCCUUGAACUGAUCGCACCAAUCUCAACGCACCACAAGAAAAGGACCUUGUCAAACGUAGGCGUAAAAGCAAUAAGCGCCAAAACACCGUUGAUGCCAGACCACACGCAACCGAAAGCGAUCAACUUGAAACGCGCAGAGGUCGGUGAAUCUGCUGAGAAGGAUGCGGGCCAUAAGAACAAUCUUUCCGAGGGUCAGUCGAUUAGGAGACCCAGCCAUCUCUGCGAGCAUAACUACAACAUGGCUGUCGACAACGAUAGCCGACGAGGACAACCGGUAUACGCGUCCAACAAGUUGGAUGAGGAUCAGUUGCAGGACGACGACAUGGAGCUAACCAGUCCUGUGGGCGGUAGCGAGGCCGGCGAAGGUAUCCAGUUAAUAGAAGAUGGGGAGUGUGUCUUCUUUGAUACACCGAGUGAAAUGUUCCGUGAGGUGGAGGAGAUGGAACGCUGUCUAGAGAUCUUUAACAAUAAAACGCCCAGCGAAAUUGAUAGUCAGCUGGUCCACACCACUGAGUUCUUCGAAAAGCUGACAAGUUCGACAACGGUAGAGGAAAAUAAAGCCGAUUUGGCCGGCGUCUAUAUGGGGGAGAAAGAAGAAUUGGACUACGAGGACGACGACGACGAUGUGCUCUCGGUGGCUACUUCCUGGGAUGGGCUCGACGACGAGACUCCUCCUGAGCCGAAACCAGUUGAGAAAUUGCAAACCGCCGAGCAGAAACCCAAGCCCAUGUCGAAACCCUCAAAAGAAGCGCCAGAGAGAGCUGUCGGUGCAGAAACUCCAAAGGUGCAGAAUGUGAAAACAUUCCGUAUACCAAAAGUGAACCAAGAGGUAUUAAAGACACAGCCCUCUGUGAUGCGAUCGCUUUACGAGCGCCAGGAGACUGCAAAAAAAAAUAAGCAAACGGCCAAGCAUGUUUCACCGCUGCAGGUGGAUCCUACGCCAGUGGCAUCGAAUCGCCAGCAACGCGAAGAGGCAACCGCUGCUCGACGGGUGAAAGAGCCAGUGCCCGUUUUUGGUCCACCCUAUCGCGUGCCUUCGGAAGCGACAGUUCCGUUGGUUAAUGCCAGCAGCAAAGAGUUCACACCCCAGCUACCCGUUGCCCAGCCUCCACAGGGUAAUAUCUGGUUAAGAGAAGUGUUUGGGGUAAAGUGCAUGCAGUCUCUGGACAACAGGUGCCGCACGUUCAACUGCGAUCAUACGUUGAACAGCUUGGGCGAAGUCCAGAGGCGUCUGAUCAAGAUGGAUGAGGAGGCAUUGUUGAGCGCCUAUCGCCUGAUGCUGCGAAGCUUUUUUAUGUUCCAGACCUACUUCACCUCAUUUGUGGACAUUUUUGAAAAUCGCCAGCUCCGGCAGCAGCUGCUUUAUAUGGUGGGCGACUGUCGCUUCUACAAAGACAUUGCUGCUCCUUUGCUGGGCCACGUCUAUUGCGUCCUCCAAAAAUGCGGAAUGCAGGAAGUGGCCAUUGGCUGCAUAAUGGAACACUUGUGGCUGCCAAGCAAGGCUCACAAGUUUCGAGAUAUGACAGUGAUGGUGUUGAAUAUUUUGUCCAGCGCCAACUGGGAUAAAUAUAGCGAUAAGCUGGCGGAACUCAAGGAGCUUUAUGGAUUUGAGAUACCGAUAGAAAACUUGAUCACCAUGCUCAACUCUUCUUUAGACCAAGGAGAAAAAUUUGCAAAAGCCUUAACGCUGAUAACCUUACAUCAAGAAACUACUUGCCGCAAUAAAACCAUUCUGUCGAUCCUAUCAAACCGCAGUGAAAAUGCAAUCCGGCGACAAUCAGUGCCGGAUUGCGGUGCUCCCCUGCUUGUUCCACCACAUGCUGCUGGUCAGCCGUGUCCACCAUUUAGAAGCCACCCCGUAGUCCCUAAUUUUAGAGAACCACCUCUGCCAAUAAACGCCCAUAACUUUAAUGGAAACAACGGAUUUCAUCAUCCAAAUCACUUCCCUAACAAUUUAAUUACACAAUAUAAUCGAAUUUAAUUAUCUAUGAAAUGAUCUGAGCAUCGAAUUAUACUUUUGUUUUGACAUUUAUCAUACUCUUAACCAAAUGAAAAUACCAAGUUUAUUUCUAACCCAUUUUUUACAAAAAUUUUGUAUUGAAACGAUUAAUAAAUGAAAAGUGUAAUUGUUA